AUGCAAGAAACAAGGAGUCAAAUAGAUACUGUAAGACGUAUAGCAAACAAUGCACGUACGGGAUUGGAUACUUUACGAGAAGCACAAAAUACACUAAAGGAAGCAAAUGAUAUUCUUGGCUCAGUAUCAGACAUGCAUGAAGAUUGGCUUAAAGGUAUUGACAAAUCUUUAAAAAAUCACAGUCAGUCUAUUGCUGACUACAAGAAAAGUAUAGAUUUUUUACAUAGUGCUAUGGACGUACAUGAUGGAAGCAUAAGGAACUUACUUAAUGCUAACAAUAACUUACCAGGAACUAUUAAAGCAUUUAUAAAGUCCUUUGUAAAACCUGGUGCUCUAACAUUUAGGUCUUUGAGAGCAAGAGCAUUGAAGUCAAGAGAUGCAGAAACUCCAACAGAACCUACAGAAGGAACUGAAACAACAGAAACUCCAGAAGAACCACCAAAACCAACAACUAAUGAAAUAUUGUUCGAAUAUUUUCCAAGGUACUCUGUUCUCAUUGCAUACAUUCAAGAAAUACUUAAGAAAGCAGACUUGACUUUAGGAGAUGAUGAAAGUUCUGUAUAUCUUUCGUUCCAGUUUCAAAUAGCAGAACUUUUGAGACAGAUAUGCUUAAUGUAUGACAACAUCUCUGAUUUCACAAGAUAUGAUGACGACCAUGACCCCGAACAUGGUGAAGAAGAAGUUUUACAAACAUCCAUUAAGACAGGAAAGGUUUUAACACAAAGUCUCAUUAUUGACACCAAAGAUGGCGAAGUGGACGUUCUUCAAGAGCUGAAGAAAAAUACUUCUUCGGGAGGUGGUGGUAGGCAUGAACUUGAAAUAAAUGAGAUAGAAGAGAAAUUAGCCGAAAAAGCAGAUAAAGAACAUAAACACAAUAUCUCCGAUAUAAAUGAACUUCAAGCUACAUUAAAUAGUAAAGCGGACAAGAACCAUGUUCAUUAUAUAAGUUCAGACGAACAGAUUAUAACGGACUAUCAUGGAUAUUUAACACAGGAUGAAGAAGUGAAGACGAAAAAUGUUAAUGAAAGAAGAUAUAAAUUCAUUCGUGCUAAAGGUUAUGACAUACACUGUACUGUACAGUAUGACACAGGUAUAGCACCACAAACAUUUGGUUAUAACGCUGAAAUUUAUGCUUCAUACUUCUUUGUUAACGGUGUAUUAGUUGAACCAAGAUUUAUGUUAAGAGUUAAGGCAAAAAUAACUUUUGAAGAUGCUAUUAAAAGUAAAGCUGACAAAAAUGAACUUGACGCAACGAACAAAGUUUUGAAAUCUCAUAAACACAAUAUCUCCGAUAUAAAUGAACUUCAAACUUCUUUAGACAACAAAGCCGACAAAAAUCAUACACAUAAAUCCUUCACUACUGUUAGAGCAGACGACAUAAUAUUGAACUAUGAUUUGGGUUCAAGUGCACCUUUAGAGAAUCCGAGUACAAGCGUAAAAGAUACACUAAACUCCUUAAAUGGUAAAUGUAUGAAUAUCGAAGAUCAUGCCAGAAACUUUGAAGCAUAUGAACUACCAGCAAUGUUAGAUAAGAAAGCUGACAAAAAUCAUACACAUAAAUCCUUCACUACUGUUAGAGCAGACGACAUAAUAUUGAACUUUGACCUUGGUUCAAGUGCACCAUUAGAAAAUCCAAGUACAAGCGUAAAAGAUACUCUUAACAAUUUAGAUAAGAGUUGCAGGAAUAUCGAAGAUCAUGCCAGAAACUUUGAAGCAUAUGAACUACCAACAAUGUUAGAUAAGAAAGCUGACAAAACAGAGCUUCAAACAUUAAAGACAGAAAUACUUCAAACAUUAUAUCCUAUAGGCUCUAUUUAUACGUCAAUGAACUCAACAAAUCCAGCAAGUGUUUUAGGUUUUGGUACAUGGCAGCAGAUUGUAGACAAAUUCUUAUACUGUGCUAACUCUUCAAAGCAAACAGGAGGUUCGAAGAAAAUUAAAGAAGCAAACCUUCCACCGCACACUCAUACAGGAACUACAAACACAACAGGUAGUCAUUCACAUUCAAUAACAAAAAGAGGUUAUACAAAUCUUGCAGCAGGUUCGGAUAGACAGGGAAUGCAUAGAUAUGAUAUUUCAAGUGACCCAGUAGAUUCAAGCACAGGUAUUUUCUGUGGAACCACAGGAAAUCAUGCCCACACUUUCACAACAAAUCCAACAGGCUCGGGUGCAGAUUACAUGCCACCAUUUGUGACUGUAUUCGCAUGGUACCGCGUUCAAUGA
Messenger RNA from Trichomonas vaginalis G3, 2223 nucleotides. RefSeq names its product organellar and viral DNA polymerase type B. The transcript has a single exon. NCBI's taxonomy places the organism in Eukaryota, Parabasalia, Trichomonadida, Trichomonadidae. The coding region runs from base 1 to 2223 and encodes 740 amino acids. The record is from RefSeq and is a predicted model, not a curated record.